Molecule: messenger RNA, 2369 nt
Organism: Hemicordylus capensis (graceful crag lizard)
Lineage: Eukaryota; Metazoa; Chordata; Lepidosauria; Squamata; Cordylidae
Gene: NFYB
Product: nuclear transcription factor Y subunit beta
Exons: 8
Coding region: 852-1469 (205 amino acids)
Biological process (GO): regulation of transcription by RNA polymerase II
Cellular component (GO): nucleus; CCAAT-binding factor complex
Molecular function (GO): DNA-binding transcription activator activity, RNA polymerase II-specific; protein heterodimerization activity; RNA polymerase II cis-regulatory region sequence-specific DNA binding
Source: RefSeq, a predicted model, not a curated record
CCGCCAGCCAGCCAGCCGGAGCCCCGGCCGCUCCCGCCGCCUGGCUCUUUGUACUGCCGCCGCCGGGGGCGGGCGGGGGGGAGGAGGCCGAGGCGGCGCUGGCGGCGGACGGCGCUAGGCGAAGAGGGGUUGCCGGGGCCGAGGCGCGGGAGGGGCUGCAGUGACAGGGGCCGAGCCCCCCGGGCUGCACUGGGCGAGGAGGGGGGUCUCCUCACACGGGGGUGGCGGGGGGGGGCGCUCCUCACGGCUCUCCCUCCCCACCCCCUCAGCAGACAAUGGAGGUUCUGGUGGGUCACCCGGGGGGAGGAGGGGCGGCGGCGCCCCCACAGUGCCCCCCACUCGUGCUUCGCGGAUGGAGGGGCCUUUUGAACGCUUCCCGGCCGCGGCCGCGCGUCCCUUCUCCCCGCCCCCCCCCGCCUCCGUCCCUCCCUCCCCCCUGCUGCCUUCGCGGCUCCUCUCCCCCCCCUUCUGUUGUGGAGUUGGGUCUCUUUAUGCAGAAGGGCUUUGUCUGCUGCUCGCUCUCCUCCUCCUGCUGCGCUCUCUGUGUGCCCCUCGGCGCGAGAAAGCGGGGUGGCGGGGGGCUCCUUCUCUUCCCUGAAGGAUUUUGUCUCCUGCUCGCCUGCUUCCCCCGCCUCGCCUCGCCUCCCCUCUCCCACACAUGCCGUCCAUCACCUUACACGGUUUGGUUCCAGUGAGAGCGAAUGGGAGCUGUCAAAAAGCGCCUUCCCCUGUCGAGGAGCCCUUGUUUUGUCUUGGGGAUUAUUUGUUUGUUUUUUGGUCUCGCUUCAUCUUGAUGUGGACGCAUAAGGAACCCAAAGCAUUGGACCAAAAAAAAUAUCAGAGAUGAAAAGAUGGAUGGUGAUAGUUCUACAACAGAUGCUUCUCAGUUAGGAAUUGCUGGAGAUUACAUUGGUGGUAGUCACUAUGUGAUACAGUCUCAUGAUGAUACUGAGGACAGCAUGAAUGAUCAUGAAGACACAAAUGGCUCAAAAGAGAGUUUUAGAGAACAAGAUAUUUAUCUUCCAAUUGCAAAUGUGGCGAGGAUAAUGAAAAAUGCCAUACCUCAGACAGGAAAGAUUGCAAAAGAUGCAAAAGAGUGUGUGCAGGAGUGUGUAAGUGAAUUCAUCAGCUUUAUAACCUCAGAAGCAAGUGAGAGGUGUCACCAAGAAAAACGAAAGACUAUAAAUGGGGAGGAUAUUCUUUUUGCCAUGUCCACCCUAGGUUUUGACAGCUAUGUUGAACCUUUGAAGUUGUAUCUCCAGAAGUUCAGAGAGGCCAUGAAAGGAGAAAAGGGCAUUGGGGGAGCAGUUACUACAGCAGAUGGCCUUAGUGAGGAACUCACAGAGGAAGCAUUUACUAACCAGUUGCCAGCAGGUUUGAUAACUACAGAUGGCCAACAGCAAAAUGUUAUGGUGUAUACAACAUCUUAUCAACAGAUUUCGGGUGUUCAGCAGAUUCAGUUCUCAUGAUUUGAAGGUGGCUUUGGAUCUGGAGGAUGUGAACGAGAUGGGCAAGGAACUAGGGAACACUAAAAGGAAACCUUAGUUUGAAAUGGCUGGUGAAGAAAGAAAUGUCACUUUGUAUAUUCAGUAGCUGUAAUGUAGCUGCCUGAGGCUUGACUAAUUGAGGUGUAAACUCUGACUCAAACCUUUUCUUCAUGAAUGAUUUUAAAAGAAAUUGGAUUUUAAAAGGUAUUAAAGUAUUUUUGUUUUGUACAAGAGUUUGUUGCUCUGUAUAACUCCUGUAUGCAUUGUAUAUUGCAAUUUACUACUGUCAGAGAUUUGUAGACAGUUUCUUAUUUUCAUAUUGAAUCAUGUUACUUUUGUAAUUCAAGUAAACAGCUGGGUUUAAUUCAUGUUUACCCUUUGAAUAAAUAUAAGGGUACAGUUCAUUUUGAAUGCAAGUUGCCUUUAUUAUAAAAAUUGAAAUGACCUUUGUUUUGUAACUGUCGUGCAUGACUAAAGUUGCAUUAACAUAUUUAUUAAUAUUUUAACUUGGAAAGGGAAUUCCUCAAGCGCCAGCAGUUCAAAAGAAGUGCUCCCAGUGGUUUUUAAUGUAAUGAAUGAAUUAAAUGUGAAUCAAGAAGUAACCAGUCGUUCGGUCUCUUAGCAUUAGAAGCUUGGGACACAAUCUACCAGGAACUACUUUGCACAAGCUUCAUGAGAAUGAAGGGAGAGUUGCACAGUAAUUGUCCUCUUGUACAGGGCUAAUUCCUGUGGAUUGUCUGGUGCCCAGUAACAGUGUUAACUGUACCUUGUAGUACAAACCCUAUUUUGCAACAACUAUAAGUAUGCAGUAGAAUCUUUUUUGUUGAUCCCAUUGACUAGGCGUUUGUCUCACUGGUUUUGAAAUAAACCCUUUUUAAUUUA